Molecule: messenger RNA, 1302 nt
Organism: Paraglomus brasilianum
Lineage: Eukaryota; Fungi; Glomeromycota; Glomeromycetes; Paraglomerales; Paraglomeraceae
Source: the annotation of a GenBank genome assembly
AUGUUCGAACCAAUUAUAAAUGAAUAUCUUGAAAAUGCAGCAUGCAAGGAUUGGUCAAUUAUUGCCAUUCUAGAAUAUAUUAAAUCAAAAUCUCAAAUAAACGCUGAUAUGAUUGAGGUCGUGAAAGGAGAAAUAUAUUCAGCUUUACAAAGUUUCAGAGACACUCGCAACGUCCACCUUCAUGAGAAUGCAAAAAACAAAGCAAGAAGACUUUUAACAAACUUUGAUAAGUCAUUCGUUUCAGCUGAUGUAAAGUUUUUUAUCGAUGAAUUAGAACUACGAAAUGAAAGAAGGGAAUUCCAUAUAACAGUAUGUCGAAAUGUGACAUCUGCAAACACCUUACAAGCAUUAGAGCAACAUAGAUCAACCAGAAACGCAAUUGAAGAAGUACGCAAUACAAGUAUAGCUAUUUCCUCUGUUGAUGAUGGAUCUUACCAGGUUAUUGAAAAAGAAAAUGGGAUACAAGAGAAACGAUGGAAACUUAAUGAAUAUCGUAAGAGAUGGGAAAGUUUAAGAAAUUUAGAGGUACCAGAAUAUGAUAAUGCUCCUUACGAAAAAGAAGAUUGGAAAAGGAUUUUGUAUUGGGCAGAACGUGCUGUUGGAUCAUUUCUUGAUGCUUUUGAAUCCGAGCAUAACCCUAUACAGCAAAAUGAUUGCGGAGAGAGAGAAUGGUUUGGAGGUUAUAUAAUUCCUAUAUUUCAAGGCGCCUUGACAUUAAACACUGUUUGUCGUGUUCCUUGGGGAGAGGUUACAGUAAUUGCGACUGCUCGAAGAAAGAAUCACGACAAAAAUGCAUUAGAAUAUCAGAUUGAACGGGGCCAUCUAGCUGAUUUAUCGUGCAAGAUCAACCAACAAGAAGUUGUUUGUGGUUUGGCUUGUGGGGGACCUCAUAAAUAUGACCUUACAAAGUGGGAAUCCGAUGAAUAUCAUCUUCCAAGGAUGCUUAAAGACACGUUGGAUGACAUGCUGGAAAAUUGUCGGAGUAGAAAUAUACGCGCAUCAAAUCUUUAUACUAUCGGAAUUCAGCAAUAUAUGACGGAGAUACGAAUAUAUAUGAUGGAAAAACGUGAUGUAUAUCGAUUCCACCUCUUAAAAUCAUUCAAUCUACCCCUCUCUCGUGCGUUAUUUGGCAACUUACGUUUUGCUCUUUCAUGGGCAUGGAAUAUUAAGGGUCUUGUCGAACGCCUAUCAUUUGAAUUGGAAGAUGGAAUGAUUGUUUCCUCCAAAACUCCUGAACGCGAUCCGCCCGACGAAAUGAAGACUGAUAUAACGCCGGACAGAUCGAAAAAGAAAAAAGUUUGA